AUGGAAGGAGGAUCAGAGAACUACAAUUGUGCAUAUAAAGAGUGCUUGAGAAACCAUGCAGCCAGCCUGGGGAGCUACGCCACCGACGGGUGUGGCGAGUUUACGGUGGAGGAGAUGUCAGCGGGAAGCCUACAAUGCGCUGCGUGUGGGUGCCACCGCAACUUCCACCGGAAAGUGAAGUACCCGGCGGUGACUACGGGUGGGAGAGGGGUGAUGAACUACAGUAACAACCGUGAAAUGAUGGAGUACGAAGGAGGUGAUGAAGGGAUGAUGAGGGGGGUUCAUCAGCAGGUUGAGUCAGAUGAUAAGAACGGGAAGAAGCGGUUCAGAUCAAAGUUCACAACAGAUCAGAAGGAGAAGAUGCUUGCUUUUGCAGAGAAGAUUGGUUGGAAGCUUCAAAGGAAGGAUCUGGAUGAUGAGAUUGAGAGGUUCUGCCGUGGCAUUGGGGUGAGUAGGCAAGUCUUCAAAGUUUGGAUGCAUAACCAUAAGAACUCUUCCUCCUCUUCUUCUGCUUCUACUGGCAAUAUCUCCUCUCUCACUCAGUAA
This is a messenger RNA of Gastrolobium bilobum, 546 nucleotides long. RefSeq names its product zinc-finger homeodomain protein 5-like. Gene Ontology annotation, cellular component: nucleus. Gene Ontology annotation, molecular function: transcription cis-regulatory region binding; DNA-binding transcription factor activity. Gene Ontology annotation, biological process: regulation of developmental process; regulation of DNA-templated transcription. Bases 1 to 546 code for a protein of 181 amino acids. The record is from RefSeq and is a predicted model, not a curated record. NCBI's taxonomy places the organism in Eukaryota, Viridiplantae, Streptophyta, Magnoliopsida, Fabales, Fabaceae. The transcript has a single exon.